This is a messenger RNA of Ipomoea nil (Japanese morning glory), 972 nucleotides long. RefSeq lists its product as uncharacterized. Lineage: Eukaryota; Viridiplantae; Streptophyta; Magnoliopsida; Solanales; Convolvulaceae. The record is from RefSeq and is a predicted model, not a curated record. The coding region runs from base 1 to 972 and encodes 323 amino acids. The transcript has 8 exons.
AUGCCUUCCAUGUUCAUUGCUGUCAAAAACAUUAAGCCGGAACACCAGCUCCGGGCAAUCAGAGUGAGAGCAGUACGUGUCUAUGAAGUUCCUGAGAAAAGGGGAGAGGGGCAGGCCAGUAAGAGCAUGGAAGUAUUGUUCCAUGAUGAAGAGGGAGACUACAUUCAUGCGAGUAUAAUCAAAAAAGACAUUGGAAAGUAUAGAGAUACAAUCAAGGAAGAGAAAGUUUUUGAAAUCAAGAACUUCAUGGCUUCUACAAACUACUAUGUCUACAAGAUUACAGAACAUGGUUUCAUGCUCAAAUUUAACUACAGAACACAAGUGAAGGAAAUACAUUCUAAUGGCUUUCCUUGCAAAAUGUUUAGACUAAAGAGUUUUUUGGCUUUGAAAGAUCAUGAUGAUGUGAAUGACAAGGAACUGAUUGAUGUUAUUGGAAGGGUAAUUGAGAUUUACAAUCCUGUGGACAAGAUUAUAGGGGGAAAGGCCACCAAACUAAUCGACUUUCAAAUUGAAGACAAUGCUGAGAACACCAUGAUGUGUACACUCUGGAAUGAACAUGUAUCUUCCCUUAUGCCUUUUUACAAUAGUGAUUCGAAAGAACCACUGAUUGUUGUCAUUCAAUGCUGUAGGGCUAAAGUUGUGGGUGGUGAAGUGAGAAUAACCAGUUCGUAUGAUGCUACGAAGCUUUGGUUCAAUGAGGAUUUUGAAGAAUUUCAAGAGUUUAAGUCAAAGUUGAAAGCUGAGGGUACUCCAAUGAGAAGUUUUAGUACUGGCACACUACAUUCAAACUCUACAGGCAUUAGUGAGUUUAAUAAUGCUUCUGUUAUUGUAACUAACUGUCAUGAUAUUAAGAAGGUUAAAGAGGAUGGGGAAUACUAUGUGGCUGCUGAGAUUCUUGGGUUAGAUUUUGAGGAUGGUUGGUACUACUUAUCAUGCCUGAAACUUGGAUACUUGUAUGAUAGGUACAGUUAG